Messenger RNA from Nannospalax galili (Upper Galilee mountains blind mole rat), 2956 nucleotides. RefSeq names its product complement C1s (gene C1s). Lineage: Eukaryota; Metazoa; Chordata; Mammalia; Rodentia; Spalacidae. Bases 294 to 2372 code for a protein of 692 amino acids. Gene Ontology annotation, cellular component: extracellular region. Gene Ontology annotation, molecular function: serine-type endopeptidase activity; calcium ion binding. Gene Ontology annotation, biological process: proteolysis; complement activation. The transcript is spliced from 12 exons. The record is from RefSeq and is a predicted model, not a curated record.
UCAGAUAUGCACACUCGGGUAGGGAAUCUUAUGAGCAGACAGAACAGGGAGGUUGAUCUGCGUUUCCUGCAGAGGCCACCCCUAUCGGGAACCCCAAGGUUGCCUCAGCAUGAUCACUAGCCGGAGAGAGGAGACUGACCCACUUGCUUCCACCAGCUUCUGAAGGUGACAACUGAACCCCCAGGUGGCCCCUCACCACCACACCAGGGGCCUGUAUUUCUUAGAUAAAGACAGCCAGGCCUGCCACCCUUUAGCGCCAAGGUUCAGAGGUCCAGAAAGCCAGGACCAGAGACAUGGGCAAAUCAUCAGAGAUGUGGUGCGUUUUCCUGUUUUCACUUUUGGCAUCAUCUUCUGCCGAGCCUACCAUGUAUGGGGAGAUCCUGUCCCCUAACUAUCCUCAAAUAUAUCCCAAUGAGCUAGAGAAAACUUGGGACAUAGAAGUUCCAGAAGGCUUUGGGAUUCAUCUCUACUUCACCCACCUGGACAUAGAACUGUCAGAGAACUGUGACUAUGACUCAGUGCAGAUAAUAUCAGGAGGCAUCGUAGAAGGGAAACUCUGUGGACAGAGGACCAGCAAGAGACCCAACUCCCCCAUUGUAGAAGAGUUCCAAAUCCCAAACAAUAAACUCCAAGUGAUCUUUAAGUCAGACUUCUCCAAUGAAGAACGGUUUACCGGCUUUGCUGCAUAUUAUACAGCCAUAGAUGUAGACGAGUGCACAGAUUUUACAGAUGUCCCUUGCAGCCACUUCUGCAACAACUUCAUUGGUGGUUAUUUCUGCUCCUGUCCCCCAGAAUACUUUCUCCAUGAUGAUAUGAGGAAUUGUGGAGUCAAUUGCAGUGGGGAUGUAUUCACCAAUCUGAUUGGGGAGAUCACAAGUCCCAAUUAUCCCAACCCCUACCCGGAGAACUCAAGGUGUGAAUACCAGAUUCUGCUGGAGGAGGGGUUCCAAGUGGUGGUGACUGUGCGGAGAGAAGAUUUUGAUGUGGAACCAGCUGACUCAGAAGGGAACUGCCGUGACAGUUUAGUUUUUGCUGCAAGAAAUCAACAAUUUGGUCCUUACUGUGGUAAUGGAUUCCCUGGGCCACUAAGUAUUGAAACCAAGAGUAAUACUCUUGAUAUUGUUUUUCAAACUGACCUAACAGGGCAAGGAAAAGGCUGGAAGCUCCGUUACCAUGGAGAUCCAAUCCCUUGUCCCAAAAAAGUCACUGCCAAUUCUGUUUGGGAACCUGAAAAGGCAAAAUAUGUGUUUAAAGAUGUGGUGAAAAUAACCUGCGUGGAAGGGUUCGAAGUUGUGGAGGGAAGUGUUGGCUCCACAUCUUUCUAUUCGAUUUGCCAAAGCAAUGGAAAAUGGACUAAUUCUAAACUGGAAUGUCAACCUGUGGACUGUGGUGCUCCAGAGCUCAUCGAGAACGGUAAAGUCGAAGAUUCAGGAAACAGUUUAUUUGGUUCCGUCAUUCACUACACUUGUGAAGAACCAUAUUACUACAUGGAACAUGAAGAAGGUGGGGAAUAUCGCUGUGCUGCUAAUGGGAGCUGGGUGAAUGAGGUACUGGGCACUGAGCUGCCCAAAUGUGUUCCAGUCUGCGGAGUCCCCACUGAACCCUUUAAAAUACCACAGAGGAUAUUUGGAGGAUACCCUGCAAAGAUUCAAAGUUUCCCCUGGCAAGUCUUCUUUCAGAGCCCAAGGGCUGGUGGAGCUCUUAUUGAUGAAUACUGGGUGUUGACGGCUGCCCACGUCGUGGACGGAAUCUCUGACCCAUCUAUGUAUGUUGGGUCUACCUCUGCAAAAAUGGGAGCUCUAGAAAAUGCUCAGAAGCUCACCACUGAACGUGUGAUUAUUCAUCCAGACUGGAAACACGUGGAUGACCCAAGCACACGAACCAAUUUUGACAAUGACAUUGCACUGGUGCAACUGAAAGACCCUGUGAAAAUGGGACCGAACGCUUCCCCUAUCUGCCUGCCCGGCACAUCCUCAGCAUACAACCCCUCAGUGGGUGACCUGGGACUGAUCUCAGGGUGGGGCCAAACAGAGAGGAGAAAUUUUGUUGCCCAACUCCGAGGGGCAAAGUUACCGGUAACUACUUUAGAAAAGUGCCAGCAGGUGAGAGAGGAUAAUCCUAGAGCUAGGGCUGAGGCCCAUGUUUUCUCUGACAACAUGAUCUGUGCUGGGGAGAAGGGUGUUGAUAGCUGUCAGGGGGACAGUGGUGGGGCUUUUGCUCUGCAGGUCCCCAAUGAAAAGAACCCUAAAUUCUAUGUAGCUGGCCUGGUGUCCUGGGGGAAAAAGUGUGGGACCUAUGGGAUCUACACAAAGGUGAGGAACUACCUUGACUGGAUAAUGAAAACUAUGAAGGAGACUAGUGUCCCCCAGUAAAGACUAAUCUGCGUGGAUGCCACCAGCCACUCCAAGGGCUCAGCCAGGUCAUUGUUUCCAGCUCCUUUUAAUAUUCCCCAAAUUUGGGGCUGGAGAGAUGGCUCAGUGGUUAAGAGCACUGGCUGCUCUUACAGAGGAUCUGGAUUCAGUUUCCAGCACCCACAUAGUGGCUAACAACCAUCUGUAACUCCAGUUCCAGAGGAUCCAGAACCCUCUUCUGGCUACUUCAGGCAUUGCAGGUACACUUAAUUACAUGCAGGCAAAACACUCAUACAUAAAAUAAACAUAAAUUUUAAAAAAAGGAAAAUCCCAUUGCUUCACAUGACAGAGAUGACAUGGGAGUGUGAUUAACAUAGAACUUGGUUACCUGGCUGGAAGUAGGUUUGAUGCAGAACUGUGUUGGUUAUUCUGUUGUGAAUACUUGUCUCUUAUUGCUAACAAUCUGAGAGAGGCCCUUUAUCUUGCACUAUUCUACAGGGAUAUCUUAACUUUUUUUUGGUCUCUUUUGACCUGUUUGAAAUUCCAUUUGCUUUAUAAUUCUUGGUGUUCAUUAUCUACUUACAAUAAAGCAUGUUUAUAAUCCA